AUGUCGCCAUCGUUAUUGAAAUGGCGAAGAAGUAUUAGGCAGCCUGAUUAUUUUAUAUAUAAAUCGGAAAAUAUAAUUGUUAAGAAAUAUAGAAACGCCAUCGUUAUUGAAAUGGCGAGGAAGUAUUUGUUUCUAGCAAUUACUCUGAUUAUUACAGCCAAUUAUUGCAGUGCAGUAGCAAUGAAUGGCGGAGCCACGCUUUUAAUGGGUUCUUCCCUCUCAGGAAGUCAGACCAUAAUUUCAAAAAAUGGUACGUUUGCAUUGGGAUUUUUCAAUCCAAGGGGAACGAAUAAUUGGUAUACUGGCAUCUGGUAUGCCCCAAUCCCUCAGAAGGCCAUUGUAUGGGUGGCUAACAGAGACAAUCCUGUCAGAAAUAUGCCCGGCGUUCUCAAAUUUUCGAGAGGCGGUCAGCUCACAUUGUUUGAUAGAAAUGGCCGUUCCGUUUGGUCGACUGAUAAUGGCCAGAAAGGAUCAGGGGCUGUGAUAACGGACUCUGGUAAUUUCAUUGUGCUGGACGCGAAGCUGUGGAAAGGAAUGAGUUUCGCGCAUCCGACAGAUACAUUGUUGCCUGACGCGAAGCUGUGGAAAGGAAUGACACUAACUUCCUGGAAGAGUUCUUCAGAUCCUGAAAGUGGGCUCUACUCUUUCCGAAUGAACACGUCUCCAGGAAAGACGGAGUUGAUGAUGUUGUUUAACAAUACCGUUCCAUAUUGGUCCAGUGGAGAAUGUAUUGGACACAAUUAUUUUACUAAGGUUCCAGAAUUGGAAGGUCAGAAGAAAGUUCAAACGUCGUGUGUGAGGCUUUCUCCUUCAAGAAUAUACAUUAACUUUAGCAUAAACCCGAUAGAUCGUAUGAUCAAGGGGCGGUUCGUAUUAAAUGAGAACGGCGAUUUUGAACUUUUCUUCUGGAUGGAUGAUGGUAGAUGGAGUCUGAGGUGGUCAACAUACCGAUGUCAAUGCAGUAACUAUAAAAUCUGCGGGUCCUAUGGACUGUGCAAUACGAAUGAUGUGUGUAGUUGUGUCCAGGGCUUCACACCUAAGCACGACUCUCAAGGUUGGUGGUCAACUGGGUGUGCUCGGGGAAAACCCCUUGAAUGCUCUGUCACGGAGGGCACAACCGACGGCUUCUUGGAAGCCACGAACCAGUACUUGCCUGAAAAAGAAGCUGUCUUAAUCAACAAUGAGCCAACACAGCAAGGCUGCCGGACAGCUUGUCUCCACAAUUGCUCCUGCACAGCCUUUGCUUUCGCUGAUUCUGAUCCACCCGUCUGCAAAUUGUGGUUUGGAGAUUUAUUCGGUAUGAGGGUUUCGUCGUCCGAGGGUAAAUCCGUCUUCGUUAGACUGGCUGCUUCUGAGUUACCACACUUCAUAUCAGAGCAAAGCAACAAAACCCCUGCACUUACAAUUUUACUUUCUGCCGGCGCAUCAAUUUUGGUUUUUGUCUCCUGUCGACCGCAUAUAUUCUCUGGAAACGUCGAGGUCUGUCGAAGAAAAACGUUGAAGAGGAGGUCCCUUUGUCGCUCAGAAUGUUCAGUUACAAAGAGCUGCGAAUUGCAACGGAGAAUUUCAAGCAUAAGCUGGGUAGUGGAGCAUUCGGCUCUGUUUUCAAAGGAACUCUGCCAGACAACAGGCCUGUUGCGGUUAAGAGAUUAG
Messenger RNA from Cryptomeria japonica (Japanese cedar), 1653 nucleotides. RefSeq names its product S-locus-specific glycoprotein S13-like. Lineage: Eukaryota; Viridiplantae; Streptophyta; Pinopsida; Cupressales; Cupressaceae. Gene Ontology annotation, biological process: recognition of pollen. The record is from RefSeq and is a predicted model, not a curated record. Bases 1 to 1653 code for a protein of 550 amino acids. The transcript has a single exon.